ACUCAGGGAUUGGAUCAGCCCUCAACUCACUCUUCAGCUUCGCCGCUGUUUGCAGCCCAGCAGUUUCAUCAUGUCCUUCAGUGCUGACCAGAUUGCUGAAUUCAAGGAGGCAUUUCUCCUCUUUGACAGAACAGGCGAAUGCAAGAUCACCCUAAGCCAGGUUGGUGAUGUCCUUCGGGCUCUGGGCACAAAUCCCACCAAUGCAGAGGUCAAGAAGGUUCUGGGAAACCCCAGCAAUGAAGAGAUGAAUGCCAAGAAAAUUGAGUUUGAACAAUUCCUGCCUAUGCUGCAAGCUAUUUCCAACAACAAGGACCAGGGAAGCUAUGAAGACUUUGUUGAGGGUCUGCGUGUCUUUGACAAGGAAGGCAAUGGUACAGUCAUGGGUGCUGAACUUCGUCAUGUUCUAGCUACACUAGGUGAAAAGAUGAAAGAGGAAGAAGUGGAAGCCCUGAUGGCAGGUCAAGAAGACUCCAAUGGCUGCAUCAACUAUGAAGCCUUUGUCAAGCACAUCAUGUCUAUCUAAAUAGAGCUCUCAAGAUCAAGCACUGCGUUAAGAAGACUGACUGGAACCUUAUUUUAAUAAUACCCAUGACUAACUGUCCAAAUCUGUUUACCACCAUUCAGGAAAACAAAACAACUUGGACCAUUCUGGACUAAGGGACUCCCUGAGUUUUUAUACACUGUUUCCCUCUGAAUUAUAUUCAUACCACACAAACCAAGUGUCUGCUGCUCUAGACAAGAAGGAUAAAAUACUGACAAUCUCAAAUCCAAGCACCACUCUUUAUUUUCUACAGUGGGUCAAAAAAAUCCUUAAAAUAAUAAAUCAAUAAAUAAUUUUGGUCAGUCUGUACAGU
Molecule: messenger RNA, 854 nt
Organism: Sus scrofa (pig)
Lineage: Eukaryota; Metazoa; Chordata; Mammalia; Artiodactyla; Suidae
Gene: MYL1
Product: myosin light chain 1
Cellular component (GO): contractile muscle fiber; myosin II complex
Molecular function (GO): calcium ion binding
Source: RefSeq, marked provisional